Messenger RNA from Macrobrachium nipponense, 291 nucleotides. Its product is annotated as keratin, type I cytoskeletal 10-like. The transcript has a single exon. The record is from RefSeq and is a predicted model, not a curated record. Bases 1 to 291 code for a protein of 96 amino acids. NCBI's taxonomy places the organism in Eukaryota, Metazoa, Arthropoda, Malacostraca, Decapoda, Palaemonidae.
AUGGCGGGGCCGGCAGCAAGAGGGGCGUCGUCAGCAGGCGUCGUCAGGCAGGGGCGUCGUCAGCAGGGGCGGCGACAGGCAGGGGUGUCGUCAGCAGGGCGGCCGACGCAGAGGGGCGUCGUCAGCAGGGGCGGCGGCAGCAGGGGCGGCGGCAGCAGGGGGUGGCGGGCAGCAGGGGCGUCGUCAGCAGGGGCGUCGUCAGCAGGGGCGUCGUCAGCAGGGACGGCGGCAAGCAGCGGGGCGGCGGCAGGUCGAGCGAAGUUGGCCCUCCUAUCUGCCCUUUACCUCUAG